Molecule: messenger RNA, 582 nt
Organism: Dentiscutata erythropus
Lineage: Eukaryota; Fungi; Glomeromycota; Glomeromycetes; Diversisporales; Gigasporaceae
Source: the annotation of a GenBank genome assembly
AUGUUGGAAUUUAUCCCUUUCGAACUAUUUUAUUCAAUUGUUCAUGAACUUGAUGAACAAGCUUUACGUAAUUUAGAAAGGGUUUCACGUUAUUAUAAUAUUUUAACUUCAGACAAUGGAGUUUGGAGUCAAAAGGCUUUAAAACGUUGGGAAAAUAAAAAGGGAAUGAGUAAAGUAUGCGAUGAGAAUCGCAAAUUUUGGUUUGAAAGCCCUGGUGCCUGGAAACGUGUUUAUAAAUUCGUUGAGAAAGAAGCAACGCGAACUUCAUUGGACGUGAAUGACUUGGUUGAAAAUAUUUGGUUCUGUACGCCUAUUGAUAAUCCUUGGGCCAAGGAUACGUCAAUAACAUUCUAUCGAGACGGCACCUACAUUCAUCAUCAUGAAUUUUUUAAUGCGUCUUUUUCGUGGUCCAUUGCUGAAGAUGGAUCUAUACGUUUGAACCAAAAACUUUUUAAACUGACCAGGUGUUCUAAUUGGAAUUUAAAAAUCUCAAGUGGCAAUUUGGUUUUUAAAUCAUCCGGCGCUGAAAGUUUUAAAAGAAAAUUAAGAGAAGCUGACUUGAUCCCGAGAAAUGAUAAUUGA